This is a messenger RNA of Dictyostelium purpureum, 7611 nucleotides long. RefSeq lists its product as uncharacterized. The record is from RefSeq and is a predicted model, not a curated record. Gene Ontology annotation, biological process: fatty acid biosynthetic process. Gene Ontology annotation, molecular function: oxidoreductase activity; 3-oxoacyl-[acyl-carrier-protein] synthase activity. Lineage: Eukaryota; Evosea; Eumycetozoa; Dictyosteliales; Dictyosteliaceae. The transcript has 3 exons. Bases 1 to 7611 code for a protein of 2536 amino acids.
AUGCAUCAAAAAAAUAAUUUAGUAGAAGAUAAGUGCAAUGUUGCAGUUAUUGGUAUAGGUUUCAGAGCACCAAGUGGUAGUUUAACUAAAUCAAUUUCAAACUCAAAUCAACUUUGGGAUAGCUUGGUAAAUGGUUUCGAUGGUAUUGUAGAAACAUCUGAAAGGUGGUCUGACAACUAUAGUAUCGCGGGUGAUAUCGCUUGUAAAUAUGCUGGUCUUAUUCCACUUGAUGAAUGGAAGUCUUUUGAUCCAAUUUUCUUUGGAAUCAAUCCAAGUGAUGAACAUGUCAAUACAAUCGAUCCACAACAAAGAUUACUGUUAAAGUGUACAUGGGAAGCAUUGGAAGAUAGUGGUAUUGAUCCAUUGACAUUACGAGGCUCAAAUACGAGUACGUUCAUUGGUUCAUCUACUGUGGACUAUGAUAAUUCCAAUAAAUCUCCUUUUGAAACUCAAAAUAAUAUUUUUGGAGCAACAUCACAUUCACAAGCAAAUAGAGUAUCAUACUGCUUUGAUUUUCGUGGUGAAUCACUCACCAUCGAUACCGCAUGUAGUUCAUCAUUAAAUGCAAUUAAUCUUGGUUACAAAUCUAUCAAAUACGGUCAAUCUGAUGUAUCUAUUGUAGGUGGUGUUAAUCUAAUACUUGACCCAAAUUUAUCAAAAUCAUUUUCUCAUUUAUCAAUGUUAAGUCCAACUGGUAAGUGUCACACAUUCUCAUCGGAUGCAGAUGGCUUUGUACGUUCUGAAUGUGUCGGAGUUGUUGUAUUGAAGAGUUUAGAUCAAGCAAUAAAAGAUGGUAAUAACAUUUAUUGUGUUAUCAAUGGGGCAAGUUCAAAUGUAGAUGGUAACUAUGAUAAAUCAAACUUUUAUUCACCAUCGAAAUCAUCGCAAUAUGAAAAUAUUAAAUCUGCAAUCGAAUCUACCAAUGGUCAAAUCAAUGCAUCGGAUAUUGACUAUUUUGAAUGUCACGGUACUGGUACAUUAACUGGAGAUCCAAUAGAACUAGAAGGUAUUUCAAGAGUCUUUAAAGAUACAAACAAACAAGUUUUAAUUGGUUCUAUUAAAUCAAAUAUCGGUCAUUGUGAAGCAUCAUCAGGUAUAAUAUCUUUAAUCAAAUGUUGUUUAAUGUAUAAAAAACAAUCAUUUGUUCAAAAUAUCAACUUUAAAUCACCAAACCCAGCUAUCAAAUUCGAUAAGUGGCGUCUAAAAGUUGUUACUGAACCAACACCAUUUUACAAUAAUAACAAAAAAACAGUUAUGGCAAUUAAUAACUUUGGUAUAACUGGAUCAAAUUGUUGUAUUAUUUUAUCGGAAUAUAAUCAAGAUACUGUUCAAAAUGAAAUUAAUAUUAACAAAAAGUAUUUAAUACCAUUCUCAUCAAACUCACAAACAUCACUUGAUAAAUACAUACAAAUUAUUAUGGAUCAAUCAGACACUUUAAAUUUUAAUGAAUUUGUAAAUGAUCAAACCCAAUAUAAAUCAACAUCACUCGUUUCGAGAUCAGUUCUUAUUGCAAGUAAUUGGGAAGAAUUUAAAGAUUCAAAAAAUGAAAUCAAAACAUCCAAUACAAACACAAUUUCAAACAUUUCAAUUAAUAAUAUCACUCCAUUUACUGUAUUUGUAUUUUGUGGUCAAGGAUCACAAUUUAAUCAAAUGGCAUUUGGACUAUAUGAAAAUGAGGCAAUUUUCAAACAAUGGGUUGAUAAAUUCGACAGUGAAUUAUACAAAUAUUAUGGGUACUCUGUUUUAAAAAAACUAAGAUCAAUCAAUGAUAAAGAUUUGAAAUCAAUACACGCUCAUACAAUUGCCCAACCAUCAAAUAUUAUGAUUCAAGUAUCAUUAUAUGAACUAUAUAAACACUGGGGUAUCAAAGCAGAUAUAAUCGUUGGUCAUUCUCUUGGUGAAAUUUCAGCAUCAUAUUGCUCUGGUAUGAUUGACUUUGAAACAUUAUGUUAUUUAGUAUACCAUAGAUCCAUUGCUCAAAAUAAAACAACUGGUACUGGUAGAAUGUUAUCUGUAAAUAUAAGUGCUGAAGAAUAUCUUUCAAACUAUUCAUCAAAAUACCCAACAGUGAAAAUUGCAUGCUACAACUCACAAUCUUCAAUUGUAGUAUCUGGUCAAGAACAUUUAAUUAAUCAAAUUGUAGAUGAUUUAAAAUCAAAAAAUAUAUUUUUUGUAAUGCUAGGAACAUUAUCCUCACUCCAUUCAUCUAGCCAAUUAGUUAUUAAAGAUGAAAUAUGUUCAAUGAACAUUUUAUCAAAACAAUCAACAACACCAACAUUUUCAACAGUCACAACCAACCUAUUUAACCACGAAACAACACCAUUCAAUUCAGAAUAUGUAUUCGAAAAUGUUUUACAACCAGUAAGAUUCACUCAAACCAUUUCAAACAUAUAUAAAUAUAUUGAGGAAAAUGAACUUGGAAAUGAAGUCACAUUUAUUGAAAUUGCACCACAUUCAACAUUAUUAUUCCAUUUAAAUCAAAUGAAAUCAACACAAUCACCAUAUUUUAAAAAUGGAGAAAAAAUUACUAUUCAUUCACCACUUCACAAAAAGAAAAAUGAUUACAAUGAAUUCUUAAACACAAUUUCAUCACUUUAUGUAAACAACUCAUAUAAUAUAAAUUUCAAAUCACAGUUAAAUCAACAAAACAACAACAAUUAUAUUCAUAAAGCAUUAAACAAACUGCCAUUAUAUCAAUGGGAUGAUAAAAUUUAUUACAAACAAAAUUCAACAUAUGAAAAGAUUAAAAAAGAAGGACCUGCAAUUCAACAUCUUGGUUUUACAAAUGAUUUAUCAAUUAAACUUUAUCAAACCUAUAUAGACACUAAAAAACAACCAUUCCAAUGGCUAAAAGGACAUCAAGUUAAAGGUAAAUACUACUUCCCAGGGUGUGGAUACAUCAUUAAUUUAUUCAACAUUUAUCCAAAUCAAGAUAUUACAAUCAGCUCAAUUGAAUUUAAAACACCAUUAGUUUUACAAGAUGAUACUAAUCAAUGUCUACAAACAAUAGUAAAUACACUUUCAAAAAAUGAAUACAAUGUCAAAUCACACUUCAAAGAUACAACAUCAAAUCAAUGGGUAUUAUGUUCAACUGGUAAUUUUAGUUUAUUCAAACAUGGUAACGAAAUAGACCGAAUUAAUAUCGAUGAAAUAAGAAAUAGUUGUAACUUUACCAAACUAUCAAAAUCAGAGCUUUAUGAAUCAAUUAAAAUCAAAACCGGAUUAACAUACAAAGGUUUAUUCCAAGGUGUCAAAGAUUGCUAUGUAGGUGAUAACUGUUCAUUAACGAUUGUAUCAUUAAAUGAAAUUCAAAAUCAAAAUGAAUUUAAUCAUUUACUUAACAACGAUACAAUGAAAUCAUUCUUUAAUGCUGCAAUUCUUGAUACAUGUUUACACGGAAUGAUAAGUUUUAUCAACCAUCAGUGCCAAAUUGUAUUAGAUAAAAUUGAAGGAUUAAAAUAUUACUCAUCAAACAUACCAUCACCAACUGAUCAACAACAUUCUGAAAUAUAUGUAUAUUCUGAAAUGAAAACAAGGGUCAAUUUAUACUCAUACUCGGGAUCCAUUAAAAUAAUGUUAAAUGAUGGUACAUUAUUAAUUGAAAUCACAAGUGUAAUGUGUACAUCACUUACACCAAUCAUUGAUAAUACCUUAAUUUCACCACCACCAUCCAAUGAAAUCUAUCUACCAAUUCAACAAUCAAAAGACUCUACCAUUAAUAAACCACAAUCAUUCAAAAACAUGUGCCAAUUAGAAGAAUUGGGGUUAGAUGAAAUUUAUCAACAAAUAGUAUCAAAUGAACAUUUAUUAUCAUUAUUUUAUUAUCAAAUUAAUCAAAGACGUCCAACUAUCAACAGAGAAUCAUUAUCAACAAUAGACUACAAUCAAUUCAAACAACUCUACCACAAAUCUAACAUAAAUGAAAAUUUAUUUAUCUUUAUUUUCGAUCUUUUAAAAAAAUAUAAUAACCUAGGUAUCAAUAAACAAUUAAAUCAAUUCCCUAAUGGCAAUAGUGAUAAAAGUAUUAUAAUGAAACUUUUAGAAAAAACAACCACAGUGAUGGCAAAACUAAUAUUCCCAUUAGAGGAUGACGAUCCAAACAUUGACACCCCUCAAACAUUAUAUGAACAUGGAUUAUUAGAUCAAUUUUAUCAAAGGUCAAAUUUUGUAAGACCAGCAAAUAAUUUACUAAGUGAAAUUGUUUCAGAAUCAAUCAAACCAAUUAUUAAUGAACCAAUUGUUUUCAGGAUCAUAGAAUUUGGAGGUGGUGUGGGAUCGUUAUCAAUUUUAAUUUUAGAUAAAAUUAACAAACUUCUAAAUGAUCACCCUACAUCAAAUAUUGAUAUAGAAUUCACAUGGAGCGAUAUUUCAGCAUCAUUUUUUUCAGACAUUAAAGAAAAACUUUCAAACAUUAAAGGUGUCAAUAUAAUCUAUCGUACUGUAGAUUUAGACAAACCAUUAAAAGAACAAGAAUUAAAAGCAUCUUAUUACGAUAUGGUUGUAAUGUCAAAUGUAUUACAUGUGGUAAAACAACUUAAAAUCAUUUUAAAUGAAAUUCACAAUAUUUUAACACCAAAUGGUCAAAUUAUUUUUGUUGAACCCCCAUACAAAUCAUUAUAUCUAGACUCCAUAUUCGGUGUAUUCUCACAAUGGUGGCCAUCAUCAGAAGAUAUUGCCAUCAGAAAAGAUAGAAGCUGUAUGAAACCAGAAAGCUGGUUCAAAUUACUUAAUGAUUGCAACUAUAAAGAUACCACAAUAUCUGGAAAUCCAAAUGCAAUAAUUUUAAUUCAAACAAGAAAACAAAACAUAAAUGAAAUGGUAUUAUCAAAUGUAGAAACAAUGAAACAAUUUACAUUACAUGAUAAUAUAAUAUUAUUUGGAAAUAGUAGAUAUUGCACACAAAUCAACGAAUCGUUCAAAUCAAAUCAAUUAUUAAGUUCAAAAAUGAUUCAAAUUGACAACUUUAAUGAACUUAACAAUUGGGCUGUAAAAUCAAUCGACUCCAUUAGACAAAGUAAAACAUUAAUAAUCUUUAUGAAAGCAAUUGAUCCAUUAGAUAUCAGUAAUUAUAAAGAAAUAACACUUGAAUACAUUCAAAUAAAUCAAAUGUUACUUCAAUUUGAAAUUGAAAGCUUUUUUAAACAUGUUUUAAUACUAUUAAACUCAACAUCAAACAACUACUUAUCAUCAUCAAUCAAUGGAGCAGCGAAAUAUUUUGCAGAAUUCCCACAAUUAGAUCUAUAUUCAUUAGAUUUCGAUAAUACAUCAAUACAAAAUCAAAAUAUAUUAUCACUUACCGAUAUUCUAAUAAAUUCAACAUCAAAUAUUCAAAGAGAAUUUUCAAUUAAAAACAACACAGUAUAUUAUGAAAGAUACAAAAAACAAACUAAAAUUAAACAAUCAUUUAUAUCUAACUCAUUUGAAAAUAAUAAAGAUAAUUUAAUGAUUCAGUUUGAUCCUAAUUUGGAAUAUAAAUUAAAAACUAAAAAACAAGAAUUAAAACCAAAUGAAAUUGAAGUUCAAAUAAAAGGUACCGGUAUCAACUAUAAAGAUUAUUUAAUGUAUAUUGGUCAAAUAAAAAACUAUUUUGAUCUCAAAUAUGGCAAAAAAGAAGAAGUUGAAAAUGGAUUAUAUCAAAUGCCAAAUAUUGGAAAUGACUUUAGUGGUAUUAUUACUAGAUGUGGUAGUGAUGUAAAGAAAUUUAAAAUUGGUGAUGAAGUGCUUGGGGCUGCUCGAAAAACCAAUGGAUCACAUAUUAUAAUGGACUAUAACUAUGUUCAUUACAAGCCAUCAAAUAUCUCAUUUAUACAAGCUGCAUCCAUUCCUACUAUUUAUGUUACCACAUUACACAGUAUAUACAAUAUCGGAAAUUUAAAAACAGAUCAAACUAUUUUAAUUCACUCAGCAGCAGGUGGUGUUGGUCUAUCAGCACUAGAGCUAUUAAAGUGUAAACAACACAAAGGUUAUAUAUUUUUAACAGUGGGCUCAAAAGAUAAAGAAGAAUACUUGAUCAAUAAAUAUGGCUCAUUUAUUACUGGUAUCUAUUCAUCAAGAAAUAAAAACUAUGUUCAUCAAAUUAAAAACAAAUUAAAACAAUUACAAUGUGACCUAGAUCAUCAAGGUGUAGAUUUAAUAUUAAAUACACUUUCAUCUGAAUAUAUGGAUUCAAAUUUCCAAUGUUUAAAUACUUGUGGUAGAAUUGUCGACCUUUCAAUUACACAUUUAACUCCAAAUGAUUAUAUGACAAAUAAUCACUUUAAAUACAACUAUGGAUAUAAUAAUGUAGAGCUUGUUGAAUUUUCAGGACCAUUAUAUAAAAGUAUAUUAAAAAAAGUAGUUAAACUGUUUAACUCAAAUAAAUUAGAACUAAUUCCAAUCAUUGAAUUUUCAAAUGGUCAGUUUAAAGAUGCAAUCGAAUAUAUAAAUCUAGGACAACAUAUUGGUAAAAUCGUUGUUAAUCAUGAUAUAGAUAUGUUAUCAAAAGUAUUUAAUGAACAAAAACAAAGUAACUCCAUUAUUAUGAAAAGCAGCUAUGAUACAUCAAGAUUAGAUAUCGGUAAAAAUAUAUUAGUUACAGGUCAAACAGGUAUUAUAUUAGAAAUUAUGAAAUGGCUAGUUAAAUAUUCAAACAAAUCAAUCGAUAAUAUUAUAAUUUUAUCAAAAUCACCAUUAAAAUGGGAAUUAGAACUUUUAAUCAAUCAAACUAAACAUCAAAAAGAUAACACAAUUAAUUUCCACUUUAAUCAAAUCGAUAUUGAAGAUAGUAAAAAAGUUCACAAUGUAUUAAACAAUCUAGAAUCAAACUCAAACAUUACAAAUAUCGAUACUGUGAUACACUUUGCAUUUGUAAAUGAGAUUGGUGAUAUCCAAGAUGUCGAUUUGAAUGGUUUAAAUAUUGCACAUGGCGCAAAAACAAUUGGUGCAAUCAAUUUACACAAUGAAUCAAUUAAACGUUCAUGGAAACUAAAACAAUUUAUUAUGGCAUCAUCUGCUGCUUCAAUUACUGGUUCACAUAGACAAUGCUGUUAUGUCAGUGCCUGUAAUACAAUUGAUUCGUUAUCAAAAUAUAGAAAAUCAAUUGGACUACCAUCACUAUCAAUAAAUUUAGGUGCAAUAUCAUCAACUGGAUUUGUUUCAAGAAAUGAUGCAAUCGAAACAAUGUUUGAAAGUUUUUUUUUAAAACUAAUUUCACCACAACUAAUUUUAAGUUCACUAGACCUCUUCAUUCAAGAUAAAAACAAUCAUUCAAACUACUGUUUAUCUGAUUUUAAUUAUGAAAACAUAGUAUCUCUAAAAUCAAACUCCAAUCUUAUUAAAUUUGACUAUCAAACAAAUAUUAUUAAAAUAAUCAACAAAUCAAAUAAUUCUAACAAAAAUGAAAAUAUUAAAUUUCAAUUUUUAAAUAAAAUAUCAGAACUACUUUCAAUUGAAGAAUCAAAAAUCAACAUGGAAUUCCAAUUAAGUCAGUAUGGUCUCGAUAGUUUAGUUAUUGUUUUAUUAAAGAAUUGGGCGGAUUGUCAGUUUGGUAUAAAUAUAAUUUCCAUUCAACAAUUACAAAACAAUAUAAUAUCCAAAUCAAUAGAGAUUAUCAUCAAAGGUUAUGGUAAAUAA